GCCGGCAAGACCACGCCAUUUGGUAGCGAGACCGAUGCCUCCUCAGCCGGCACAACCAAGUCACUUGAUGGUGAGGCCGAUGCCUCCUCAUCCUCUGCCGGCACGGCCAUGUCACUCAGUAGCGAGUUAAACGACCCCUGGCUACCAAACGGGCACCAAUUCUGGAUACCGUCUACCAUCGCCUGUGGGGCAAACUCUGAAUAUGAUAAUGGUGCAUAUGAUGACGUUGGCGGGGGAAGUUCUACAAACUCCAGGGGUUGAGGACACGGAGUUGGCCCCUCGUCUUUUGGCCCCAGAUGAAAUGGAAUCUCAUCCUGGGGUCCACCACCGAACCAUGGGCCGGAAGGAAGCUGGGUCAUGACAAGGCGUCCAGGAGUCGGGUUUGGCUCCCCGCGUGUUAUUGCGCGAAAAGAACCAUCUUGGUUCCUGUGUCCGUCACCGCACAGUUCACUGUCGAGAUCGCUUUGUGUCUGCCAUUCAGAAUUGUGCGAGGAAUGGGAUUGAGGAGCCGGGGGUGGCAUCCAGGUGUUUGUUGGUGUGGGUUGAACACCGUAUCCGUUCCCGUGUCCCUCACCGGGAGAAGAUUGCAGCGAGUUUGGCUCAGUACCGCCCGCAGAUGGUUGCCAAUGGGUACUUUGCAGGACAUGGGUUGCAGGGACAGGAGCCAUGGCUGCGUCCCCACGAAGCUCCCAAGAGCCAUUCGAGGUGGGAGAUGCAGAGUAGGGACUGUUAUAAGCCACGGCCGGGUUGCCAGGAAGCUCCCCAGAGCCAUUAGAAGUGGGAGAUGCGGAGUAGGGACUGUUAUAAGCCAUGGACGGGUUGUCAGAAAGCCCCCCAGAACUGCUUGAGGCGGAAAAUGGAGAGUAGGGACUGAUAUAAGGCAUGGCCGGGUUGCCAGG
Ilyonectria robusta is the source of this 899-nucleotide messenger RNA. RefSeq lists its product as uncharacterized. Lineage: Eukaryota; Fungi; Ascomycota; Sordariomycetes; Hypocreales; Nectriaceae. The record is from RefSeq and is a predicted model, not a curated record. The coding region runs from base 297 to 848 and encodes 183 amino acids. The transcript has a single exon.